Salvia miltiorrhiza (redroot sage) is the source of this 528-nucleotide messenger RNA. RefSeq lists its product as uncharacterized. The record is from RefSeq and is a predicted model, not a curated record. Gene Ontology annotation, molecular function: nucleic acid binding; RNA-DNA hybrid ribonuclease activity. The transcript is spliced from 2 exons. NCBI's taxonomy places the organism in Eukaryota, Viridiplantae, Streptophyta, Magnoliopsida, Lamiales, Lamiaceae. Bases 1 to 528 code for a protein of 175 amino acids.
AUGGUUUUUGAAAAUGUGUUCUUUGACUCGCGUCGUGUUGUUGCUUUUGCGAAAGUGGCGAUUCAGGAGAUUGAUGCCACGUUUAUGCGCAUGGGCUCCAUUCAGAAUUCUUGGACGGACUUCCUUGUCACAAGACAUCUUGGCGUGAAGAGUCGUGAGACGCCUCCUCCUUCAAUGAUUGAGGUUCAUUGUUGGCCUCCAGUUUCAAGAUGGAUUAAAGUAAAUACCGAUGGUUCUGCCACGGGAGCUCCGGGUCUUAUCGCUGCUGGGGGCAUUUUUAGGGACAAGUGGGCUGCUAUCAAGGGUUGCUUUCAUAUUAAAGGCGGCGUGGGCUUUGCUUUUGAGGCGGAGCUCUUAGCCAUUAUCAUUGCCAUUAACAUAGCUCACAAACGCGAAGAAAAUAAAUCGGCGGAUAUUAUGGCGAAUGGGGAGCGCACUGAGGGUUGGUGGCCUCAUAUCAUUGAUGAUAUUAAGCUUGCUAUGGCGUUAGAUAUGGCUACGCACAACCAUAUUCGGAUUGUUAAAUAA